AUGAAAAGCCUCCCUCCUACGCCCUCCCUUGACUCAGAUGGUCCGCAUACAACCUUCGACGACCAAAGGGCGACUCUCAAGCCCACAAAACAUCAUGAUCGCGUUUCAGAAGUGCCAACCGUUGCUGAACCUCCGGCAUUGGCAAUAGGAGAGCGCGAAAGACCAAAGGAUCCUGAAACAGAGGAUUUGGGGUGGAGUGAAAAUCCAAAAGUGCCCAUCCCAGUGGUCAAUGGAUUGAACAACGAACACCUGUGGAUUCUGGUUCGCAGGUUCAACAAGCAAGUGUUUCAUUUCAGGCGCAUCACAAAUCUCCCCCCUGGCGUCUUAGAUUGCAAUUCUGCCACUACCAAUGAUUCUUACUCUCCCGACAAGCUACGUAGUGCUCUAGAGCGGUUUUACCUUACCAUCGUUGUGGGUGUCGCUUCCGCCCUGAAGCACAUCGCUCGUAUUAGGUCUUGGACUGAAGCAAGUCGUACUGCUUGGUUUUGUGCAGCGUACUUCUUGGCAUGGUACAAGGAUGUACUCACUCCAACCAUUUUGACUUUGCUCUUGACCCUCGUAAUGGUUCCCUCUUCUCGGACAGUUCUUUUUCCCCCGGCACCCUUGGCUGCAAUUGACACAUUGACUGGAGGUGUGAAGAAGCCUCUGGCAGGUCAACUAGGAAGCAAGGAUAGCAUAACGGGUGCCCAGGAACAAUUCCGUGGAGAGACGGCUGAAAAAGAGGCUGAUCACUUUGUGACGGGUCUCUCUACUAUUGCUGUCAGUGUUGCAGUGGGCAAGGAGGGACAAGGAGCGGGUUCUUCGUCUCCAGCAGAGGAAACAAACUCUACAGGAGAGAUUGUGGAUGCCAAAGUUCCAAAUAUUGUAGACAUUGAAGGUGCCGUGGAUGCUCAGCGAGCAGCAUCGACCGCAGAUAAACCGAUGAAAGACGACACAGGCUCAAAGCAAGCUGCGACAUCAGUUCAACAAACAAUGUGGGACAAUUUGGGUACCCUCAUGAGUGCCCUAAUCAUGAUCAUGGAUAUAUGGGAAAUGACUGGCAAUGCACUGACUUCGUCGCCGCCAUUUAAAUCCUUACCCAUGCGCUUUCGAAUUGCUUCUCCAAUCGCACUUUUGACUGUCGUAUCCCUUGUCCUUCCCGAGUUUUGGGUAUACAAGGGAAUCACACUUGGAUUUGGUUUAGCAUUCUUCGGCCAACCAAUUUUCGACAAAUUAGCUCAGAAACACGUUCUUAAGUAUUUAGACCACUGGAUACCGAUGUGGCGUCAGUACUUGGAUAUUCGAAAUACGAUUCUAUUGGGGGUGCCGACCGACAAUCAACUGACGCUCACACUCCUCCGGCUUGGAGAAACGAACAAAUCUCCUUUGCCACCACCUCCUAUCAUUGUUGGACUAGACAAGGGUGCAUCAUCUCCGCCUCCUACUGUUCAUCCUGAUGAUCUACCUCCGGAAUACUCGGAACAAGUGCAGGAGGUGCACGCCGCUUCGGAGACAUCUACAGACGCGCUUGAGGACGAAGAUUCUCCCAAGACUACACGCAAGUCCAAAGGGUCCAAGCUGCUUGGCCUCGUCAAAGGGACUACAAAAGUUGGCGUCGAUGGUGUACUUGGAAUAGAGAAAGCCAAGGCCGUUGUAGGAUCCAAAGAGGCCAAAUCUAAGACUGGUAUCGUUCAACCAGUCGAGGUUGUGGAGAAAGUACAGAGAGAGGAUGGACCGAGCGUGUUCCGUGGCAAAUGGAAGGGGACUCAAGGCGUGCUGACAGUGAGCACCACUGCAACACAGCCGUUGGUGGCGUUCUCGAAAGUAGGGCUGAAGAAGGAUGUGGAUUCCCCUGCCGAGACGGCGGUAUGGAGUUUAUUGAUCAACGAUAUUUUGGAGGUUAGGAAAGUGGGUGGUUUCGGAUGGAAGGGAAAAAUGAUUGUAGGUUGGUCAACUGGGGACCGAGUGAUCGAUGGAUUGGAAAUCAUUGACGUGAAUGGCAAUGUGUAUUAUAUCACAGCGUUGCCGAGGCGCGAUGAGUUAUUCAACCGGCUUGUAGCAAUUGGGAACCAGCGUUGGGAAAGCUGCUAG
Lentinula edodes (shiitake mushroom) is the source of this 2070-nucleotide messenger RNA. RefSeq lists its product as uncharacterized. The coding region runs from base 1 to 2070 and encodes 689 amino acids. The transcript is spliced from 7 exons. Lineage: Eukaryota; Fungi; Basidiomycota; Agaricomycetes; Agaricales; Omphalotaceae. The record is from RefSeq and is a predicted model, not a curated record.